Messenger RNA from Enterobius vermicularis (human pinworm), 228 nucleotides. NCBI's taxonomy places the organism in Eukaryota, Metazoa, Nematoda, Chromadorea, Rhabditida, Oxyuridae. The record is from the annotation of a GenBank genome assembly.
GUUUAUACCGAGCUAAGUAAACCAAAUGCCUUCUUUAUAAUGUCAUUAAAGGCACUGCAUAGUUUUGAAAUAGACUUAGCUGCUUUGGGAGCAAGUGCUUUGACUCCACUGGACGUUUAUAGGCAAAUAUUAGCCAUGGGCUUUUCAGAACAGCAAGCACAGCAACAACUAGCAUUGCUAACAGCUGAUCCUCGUGUUACGGUACUUCUUUGUGCACUACAUGGGUGA